AUGGCUCUCCAGGAGUCUUAUGAAACACUUCUGCGUCCGUAUAAGGACAAGAACGAGUUUGAUCUUCAUUACCCGAUAUCGUACAAGCCGUAUGUUGGGAUCAUCGACAACACAAGUAACCAAUCCAUCUCUAUGGACCUCCCCUUCAUUAACCAGGCCUCAUCAGGGUCUGGCAGAACUGCUCGCAAGAUUAUCAAGCCGCUGGUCACUAGACCGCAGACAACAUACCACAAGAACAUCUACCUGGAUUUGGAGUUCAAGGAGUAUUUAGAUUGGAACAAUUUGAAACAAUUGGUGUCUUCGUUGCUCCACUCGUUUGCCACUAAUUAUUUCAAGUUGGUGCUCAACCAGCCCUUCGAAAUUGCCACCACUUUGUUACAGGUAGGGUCGUUCCAGAAUCAUAUAUCGGUGCCCAGCCGUGCAGUGCAAGACGAUUCCGAGUCCGAUGACGACGAUAACUAUUUUACCAAGGAAGAUGACAACUUAAGCAAAAUGAGACAAUCGCACAUCGAGCGCGCGCCGAGACUCAGCCAUUCCACCAACGCUCCAAAAAAAGUGAUGCUCGACAAAAUAGAGCCUGUUUCACUGAACACAUUAGACGUUCUCUCUGCUCUUGUGUCCAAAGAGGGCCCUCGGGGAGUGUUCAAAGCAGUCAACACAUCGUUUCUGAUCAGUACGCUUCAAUACACCAUCAGAUCGUGGGUUAGCGGCUUUAUCUCCGGCUUGCUAGGCAUUCCGGAUCCAUUUUACGUGGAAAUGAUGCAUUCCCCAAACGCAGGUUUGAGUUUGGCCUUAAGUGUCGGUGCAGACGUUGUCACCGGACUACUGCUGGCGCAGCUCAAUCUUAUCAGAAUGAAAUUCAUUGUUACAAACUCCGGAAAGGGCCCAAGAUCGUUUAGAGAGAUCAUCUGGACUUUGCCACGUUUCUUUAUCUUCACGCCUCCUAAAGACCUCAUCAUUCCAAAUAUCGUCACCAACGCCAUCAGAUCAUUCACCAUUCACUAUCCAACCUACUUCUUGACCGUCCUAUGGCAGGUGAACAAAUAUAAUUCCAUAUCCCUUUACAACGCACUGGUGUUCAUGUCCAAGGUGUUGGGUCUGUUUGUCAGACUGCCUUUCGAAACCCUAUACAACCGUGCUCAGGUCAGCCAUCUCCUCACAUGCCCUACACUUCCCGAAUCGAUGAAAUUGUCUCCAGAUCAACUAUGCAUUAAGUUUGGCGGCUACUAUGGCUAUCUAUCGACUCUCUACUACGUUGUGACGGGCACCAAACCCGUCGAUUAUGGGGCCGACAACUCGUUUGCAGAAAACGUUGUUCUAGAGAUCGAGGACAGAGACGAAAUCAACAAAGGAUAUGAGGCCGUUUUCAGAGGCUGGAAGGUCCAGCUGAUUCGGCUUGUGUCGCGGUUCUUCCUCAACUUGCUCGCCCAGGAGUCCCAAAACUCUGAGAAAUUUUAA
Messenger RNA from Ogataea parapolymorpha DL-1, 1458 nucleotides. RefSeq lists its product as uncharacterized. The transcript has a single exon. The record is from RefSeq and is a predicted model, not a curated record. NCBI's taxonomy places the organism in Eukaryota, Fungi, Ascomycota, Pichiomycetes, Pichiales, Pichiaceae. The coding region runs from base 1 to 1458 and encodes 485 amino acids.